This is a messenger RNA of Colias croceus (clouded yellow), 692 nucleotides long. Its product is annotated as NPC intracellular cholesterol transporter 2 homolog a-like. Gene Ontology annotation, molecular function: sterol binding. Bases 75 to 584 code for a protein of 169 amino acids. The transcript has 3 exons. The record is from RefSeq and is a predicted model, not a curated record. NCBI's taxonomy places the organism in Eukaryota, Metazoa, Arthropoda, Insecta, Lepidoptera, Pieridae. Gene Ontology annotation, biological process: sterol transport.
GUUAAUGUUUUCUCACUGUCAAUCGCAGUUAUUUUGUCUACAGAAUCAGUUGUGUGGCGUAAAACUACAAGAAAAUGAAGGGUUAUAUAUUUGUUUUUACCAUUAUAGCAGCGGCUUUUGUAAAUGAUGUAUUGAGUGCUGGAAGUCCACUUAUAUCACAAUGCAAAGGUCUUUCCAUUGAUAAUUUACAAGAGAGGAUUCAUGUCUCUGCAUGUGACAGGGCAAAAAGUCGCUGCAAACUGCGUAAAGGCACGGACAUCCACGUAACAUUCAAGUUCAAACCCACCAAAACAGUGAAAACCCUUAAGAAUGAUGUGUAUGCUGAUAUCGGGAGCAUUCCAUUGCCGUUCAUUGGCGUGACAGAUGGGGACGCGUGUCCGUCCGUGACUAGAGCAGAUGAUGGCUCACCAGCCCGGUGCCCCCUUGAAGCGAACGUAGAAUACGUUUAUACAAACAUAAUCCCAGUGGAAGCGUUUUACCCUGAAGUGAGCCUUAGGGUGCACUGGGCACUUAAAGACGGAAACCGUGACAUCAUAUGUUUCGAAGUUCCCGCCGCCAUCGUGCCCGCCUCGAAAAAAGGGUAAACGCUAUCCCCUACUAUUUUUAUACAGGCUAAAGCGCGAGAAAGUGCAAUAGUAUGGUUUUUAUACUUAAUUUUAUAUUCAAUUUAAAAUAAAAUAAUUAAAGCUUUA